ACGGGUUUUCCCCUUCAUCCAGUUUCGUCCAUCGGUGAAACUGGAGUUAGCAUGCCCGCUUGAACACGACCAUGUAUCGUCCAGUUAAACCUGCACACGGCCCGCCGCCGUUCGGACCUCCACCAACCCAUGGCCCUCCUUUCAGACUCGGAGGGUCUUGUGGUAUCCCCCCUCCUGGACACUUACCCCGUGGACCUUGCGGACCACCUUCAGCCUCAGCACCGGAUUUUCUCCACAACAGACCAGCGAGAGGGCAUUUCAUCAGUCCCCACUGUAGCAGCUUCUCCAUAGACCGUAGUACAGUGAUUGCUUUGGGAGGCAGCCAGCAGAUCGUCCCUCAUGCAGAACCACAACACCUUCAGGUCCCACAGUGGAAUCCCACUCCUUUGGAUCAUCAUCUUCCAGACAACAGUGACCGAGCUGGUGAGGAAUUCCUGAGAUGUAUUGCAGCCAACAAGCCCCUCCCAGAUUAUCUGAAAGGGAACAUGGCUUAUAAUCUUGCUGAUGCAUUUAAGUCAGCAAAUGUCCUGAAAGAUGCAGUAAAAUCAGACCCUGAGUUCCAGAAACUUGUGACCAGGAGCAAAAGUCGUAGUCAAAGCCGAAGUCGUGGCAGAAGUCGUGGCAGAAGUCGUGGCAGAAGCCGUGGGAAAUCUCGAGCCAAGAGCCAUGCACGAAGCAGAAGCAGAGUACGCAGCCGAAGCAGAGGAAGGAGCAAAAGUCGUGUUCGUGGCAAGAGUCGAGCUAGAAGCAAAAGCAGGGCAAGAAGUAACAGCAGGGCUCGUAAUAAGAGUCGGAGCCAAAGCCGAAGCAAGAAGAAGAGACAUGCACGGAGCAAGAGCCGGGUUGGGAGGUCCAAGUCACGAAGUAGCAGCAUUGAAAAGAGACAUGCUAAAGACAAAAAGAGAAUGAGGAGUGCCAGCAACAGCGGCAGCAGCAGCGUCAGCAGUAACAACAUGGCAGGGAAAAGUCUGUUAAAGGGACUGAAGCUGGUCAUAAACAGCAAAGAACUGGAUGAGCGGUUGCCCACCCUCAAAGAUGCCAUCCUCACUAUUCAGGCCUCUGAUGAAAGGAAAAAAGUGCAGAGUGGACUGGACAAGAACAGACCUCAGCAACAUGACAGUAAGGAGAAUUCAGCGUCACCGGAGAACGACAGCAUGCUCCUUCCCCAUGACAGAGUAGGCAGUGAUUUCUCUUGGCUCCAAGUACAAAGUCAAGAGGACUCCAAAGUCCGGAGAGCUGAUGAGCUUGAUGAUGAAGAGUCGUUCUUGUAUGGGAGUGAAGACACUGGAGGAAAACAAGACAACAAAUCGUCUUCCAACCUCUUUUCAUCGUUUUCCCAGAUUGGAAAACAUUGUAAACUACAAGAAACUGAUGUUUCUGCUCUUUGCAGUCAACAGCAUCAUCAGACCAAAUCCACAUUCAGUAGCUCUGGGGAUCGGCUCGAUCUGAAGCAUCCCCUUCAAAUGACUUCCUCAAGUCUGGCCUCUGCCAAUCUGGACAGCAGUGAGUGCGAGAAGAUCAAGAGCAUAUUAAAAAGUUUGGGCACAGCAGACAUCAGCGAGAUCAUGCUGAAGAUGCAGGGGCAGAAGGAGGAGAAGCAGCUGUCUCCUGCACUUCCUCGUUCAGACCCAACAGCAGCAAGCUUGGCGGUGUCGGCAGUGAAUAAUCCGAAUGUACGACAUGCUCUGGAAUCUCUACAGUCUCUGAUCAAAGCCACGAAGGAGAAGCGGACUAAAAGUGAGGGGAGUGGCACAUCUCAGAGCUCUGAUAAACACAAGACAAGUGACACUGAGGAGAGGAAGAUAGAGAAACAGGCCAGAAUCAGUAAGAUGGAGUCAUUGAUGAAAGAGCUGGAGGGCUUGUUGAAACAGGAUGGACUGAGUUUCCUGACACCAGUCAUUGGGUUUUACUGCCAGAAAUGUGAGGAGUUCAUUGGAGAUUUGAAUUGUGCUGAAAACCAUGCAGCCAUCCACCGACACAGUACCGCCAACAGUCAGAAGGUGCAGACGGGAAAAUAUGCUGGAGACAGCAAAGAACACUCACACUAUUCUAGCAGCAGUAGCAGUAACCAACACCCACACCCCUCAGAGAGGAGAGACCACAGGGACUACAGCUACCGCAGAGACCCAGGAGACCACAGAAAUCAUUAUCAACAAUGCUGGAGGAACGAGAGAGAUGGCUUAAGAAAACUAGAUGACAGCCACAGAAACAACAAGGCCAGGCAGGAAAACCUCUCCCUGAGAGAGGAGAUGAGUAAGGAGAGGAUGCUCAUCACAGUGUCCCAGGGACUGACACCUCCUUCAAACGUCAGGGUCAAGGAGGAGGUGAAGGAGAAGGCUGUUGGAAGCUACAGCAAAGUCAAGGCAGAAGACACAAACAGCAAGGGCAACAGAGAAAAGGAUAGCAAAGAGAAAGGUGACAGCAGUGACGGUAGUGAUGACGACAACGACAAAGGAAAGAGUAAAGUAAAAUCACCAAAGAAGAAAAAGAAGAGGAAGGAGAAGAAGAAGAAAAAGAAAGAGAAGGGGGGAAAGUCCUGAGUGUUGAAUGAUCCAUUUCACACUGGUCCCCCAGAUGAUGUCAGCUGCUUGUUUUCUCCAAGUUUCUAAACUUAAAGUUCAGAGUUUUGCCAUCCUCCAGCCAAAACCAUGUUGUUGUUUUCUCUUCCCCAUUCCUUUUUUUUUUUUUUUGGUGUGAUCAGAAGAAAAAAGUCGGCUGUCCGGAGAAGAGAAGAUGAAUAUCAGACUCAUCUGUGUGUGUAGUACAGGUGUGGGUCUGACAUGUGGUUAGAAUGGAUGUUUAGAGUUGUUAAACAGACUGACACACACUGAUGACACUGAUAUGAAUCUUCUUUUCUAUCUGUCUCUCAUGUUUUUAAACAAAUGUCAACAUGCUCCUUUUUGCUAAAUGGCUUCCUGCAGGUCUUUCUAUGAAAGUGAAGAUGAUGAUGUGUAAAGUAUGUUUUCAUAUCCUGUUUUCAACUUUUAAUUAAAUGUUUGAAAAGCUCA
This is a messenger RNA of Seriola dumerili (greater amberjack), 3008 nucleotides long. RefSeq lists its product as uncharacterized. Lineage: Eukaryota; Metazoa; Chordata; Actinopteri; Carangiformes; Carangidae. The transcript is spliced from 8 exons. Bases 72 to 2540 code for a protein of 822 amino acids. The record is from RefSeq and is a predicted model, not a curated record. Gene Ontology annotation, biological process: positive regulation of DNA-templated transcription; negative regulation of DNA-templated transcription. Gene Ontology annotation, cellular component: nucleoplasm.